This is a messenger RNA of Ostrinia nubilalis (European corn borer), 5007 nucleotides long. RefSeq names its product deubiquitinase DESI2. The coding region runs from base 169 to 834 and encodes 221 amino acids. The transcript is spliced from 8 exons. Gene Ontology annotation, biological process: protein deubiquitination. The record is from RefSeq and is a predicted model, not a curated record. Gene Ontology annotation, molecular function: deubiquitinase activity. Lineage: Eukaryota; Metazoa; Arthropoda; Insecta; Lepidoptera; Crambidae.
GUCAGUUUUGUCAAAAAGUAAGCAAAGCACAUUGGGGUUAUUGUGUUCAUUUUAUUCUAUUUUCUCGCAAUACCUCAUAGUUUUAAUGUAUUUUUGAUAAUUUAAUUAAUUAUUUAGAUAUCCGAAUGAGACGAUGGAACUGAUUAUUUGAAGGCGUUUGUAAAUUCUAUGGAAAACGCGUGCUUAACAAUAAGGCCAAUUUAUAGUGCAACGAAUUCAAAUUUGGAACCGUUCUGUGCGCAGUCGUGCGGCAUCUGCGCUAUGUUCCCUUCGUGCAUGUCGCUGCUGUCGCGGCGGCCGGACGCGCCCGCGCCGCGGCCCGGACAGGCGGCCGUCGUGCUAAAUGUAUACGACAUGUAUUGGACCAACUGGUACACAGCCGGCGCAGGCGUUGGUGUGUUUCACAGUGGGGUCCAAGUUCACGGUUCGGAGUGGGCGUACGGCGGCCACCCGUACGCCUUCACGGGCGUCUUCGAGAUCACGCCGCGCGACGAGAGAGAGCUGGGCGAGCAGUUCCGGUUCAGACAAAGCGUACACAUAGGGUAUACGGACUUCAGCGAAGAGGAGGUGCGGCGGUUAGUGGCCGAGCUCGGCAAGCAGUUCCGCGGUGACAGAUACCAUCUUAUGAACAACAACUGCAAUCACUUCACAUCUGCCUUUUGUCUGGCGCUGUGUUCCCGCGACAUCCCGGCGUGGGUCAACCGGCUGGCGUACGUUAGCUCGUGCGUGCCCUUCCUACAGCGCUGCCUGCCCAAGGAGUGGCUGACGCCGGCCGCGCUGCAGCAGUCUUUAGCGGCGCACUCGCGCUCGUCGUCGCCGCACACGCCGCAGUAGCAUCACGUACUGCGGUAAUGCAGCCAGGAGUCGUCGUGUUGUGCGAAUCUAGAUCUAACGCUAGGUAAGACGUUUGGCGCAUUGUCGAUCCUCUACUGUUAUUAUAGCGUAGUCGUAAGCGUUAUGCGUUAUUGGGAUAACGUUAAAGCGUUACAGUACCAGUCGCUGGCUGGAAAGAAAACAAGUUUUUUUUUGUGUCAUAUUUGCUUCAAAAGCGCCAUCUCUUGGACGAAGAUCAGACUAUUCAGACACAGAUGUUCUUUUUCCAAUAACAGAUGGCGCUGUAUAAGACUUGAUAUUCGGCCAAAAACUUACAUUACCAAGCUUCGUUCGGAUCGCUUGGAUUAAGUGAUAAAUUAAUAUUUUACUGAAUCGGAAUUGUUACUAAAUUGCAAGAUAUUUUUUGAAAGUGACGCCUUAUUGUAUAAUGUUUGAGCUUUUUACAAUUCAAUGUUAUAAAGUGUUAAUAUAAGGAUUUACAAAGAUGUAAAAUUGUAAAAUAACUCUGUGCCUGUUUUUACACAUUUGCUCUUUACCGUUUGCUAAGGAAUCACGAAUUUACUUUACCCUCAUUUCUUUUAACAUUUGAAUGUGCUUAUGGCGUCCCAUUGUACCUGAACAAUUUUCCUUUGCCCCAAAGCAUUCUAAAGUUAUCCUUGUUGUAAAAUUAAUGCCUGGGUUCGCGCGUGGUACUUCUAUCGAGCAUUUAAAUCGAGUACAUACUCAUCACACCAUAGUGAUUCAAGAUCAACCGAUAGGUACUCACAUGGUGAAUUUCAGUGUAUCCCAAUUUGAAACUAGGUAGGUAUAUGAAAUACUAUGAAUAAUGGCUGACUCUUAUUUUAAAACAACCUCGCUCUCAUUGACUUCAAUGAGUUUUUUUACACGUAAAAAGGACAGCCUAGUACAUGAAAAAAAUUUCUUCUAACUUCUAAAUAAAUCCACCGAAACGUUAGCAACGUUUAACAUUAGUUUAAGCAUCGAGUAUAAAUAAAAUUGCAGUGUUAACGAACAGCUAUACAAAAUGCUCUAGUGUUGGGUGUUAGUCGAUUUAAAAUUCGAUAAACAAACGCGAACCCGAGUCGAGUUGUAUAAUACGUAGUCAUAGUUCCGUCCGCGUGGUUUGUAAUGAAUGGUUCACACUACUGUCCUAAGUGCAUUCUCGUUGUUCGUCAAUUUGCGACAUAAUCCACGUAUUGAUAGAACGAAAUUAUUAGGGUACGUUAAGUUUUAGUGCGGUGUGUUGGCCAUUUUUGACUUCAAGAAGUCUAUAAACUUCGCUAGAUGAUGCGAUUCUAUUGGUUCUUUACGAACACAUAUUAUCCCUCAUUACGCAUCCUCGCUCAUCUCUGGUGGAAACGCAGCCUAAAGGUGGACACAAACAAAUGAAAUAAAAUACCGUAUGUUAUGCAUGCAUAAACUAAAGCUUCUUACACACUGCGACUUGUUGCAGAGAUUCAGUCAGAAGCACGCGGUGAUACAAAGUCAAAAAUGGCGUCUAUAAUAUUUAUUUGAAAAUUAUAGUCCGACAGCAAAAAUAUCUAAUAAUAAACUUGACAAUACAGUGAAGGAGUCUCUAUUCUUCAAAUCUUAUAAUGUUUUGACAUAGAGUUAGAUUGCAAAAUCGAAUCUUAUGUUACAUAAUAUUACAUUACAAGUGAUGCUCCAAGUGAAUGAGCACCUUAAUGUCAGGUUUCACUAACAUUUGUUGUCGGUCUAUAAAAAAUUAAAAUAAGUGAGUGUUAAUUUAAAUUGAAUUUGUUGUAACUAGUGAAUAUUGUUGGAGUUUAUUUAAAUAUUAGGUAAAUAGAUUUGUUUAAGGUCUCGUUGAAAUGCAUUUAGUACAUACUGUGGGCUACGAGCCUCUCUAGUUUGGUCUCGUGCGGUUGGCUACAGAAUAUAUUGAUAAUAAUAAUUAAUAUUAUUCUUUCUUAGUUUUAUUCGUGCCUUUUUGUGUAGGCUCAUUGUCCCUUACAGAAAGACCGCUUUCGUAUUUCUUAUUUUAUAUUUGAAUCGACCUUUUUUUCUCCAAAUGCACACUAAUGUUAGAAUUUUUAAGCCAUUUUCGACGGUAUCCUUAUGAAUUAGAGUACAAUAUUUGUAUGCCUUUUCUCAGUCAUAUUACUGAAGCCAACUGUACAUAAAAUGUACGGUUAACAGUGCGAAUAGCUCGAAAGACUUCAUAAUCUCAAAUUCGAGCUGGUAUUGUUCACUGUGCAAAAGGUGAUGGUGUGAGAAAUUGUACGUUAUUACAUAUUUCAUAAGAGCGAUAGUCGUAUGUUAAUGUCGCUAAGGUAAGGCCACACUUUUGGCGUGUUGAAUGCUGGUUGAUACUCGCCUAGCACACGCUAAGUGUGGCUGUAGCCUUAAAAGGGUGACGUUUCUUAUUAAGGUUCACAUUUAAGUGCCAUGUAAAGGAGUGAAAGUUAUAUUACUAUUAGGUAAAUAUUUAUCCUCUGACUUAUGAUACAAAGACGGAAAAAUAACAGUAAGUACAGUUGAUAAAAAAGUAUCACUAGUUUUCAUUUAAAUUUCAAUGGGAAGUAAACAAUUAAAAAAAUCCAAAUAUUGUGUUCCCAAAAAACCAUAACAAACAACCCUUAUUAGACUAGUGAUAUUUAUUUAAAACAAAACCUAGUGUAAUGUAGUUUUUUCAUGUAAUUAGUAAAGUUAUUUAAUGAAAUGAAUCUAAAAUGUUUUCCUCUUUGUAUUCAUACGAUUGUAUUUGACUUAAAGACGAAAGUUAGUAGUUGUAUCUUUGUAAAAUAGCAUUUUUCUUGACAAUGCGCCAACACUUCAUUGGGAUGCGCGUACGUCGGUAGGAGGCAAUGAUAACGACCGUUGCCAAUUGAAAAUCGAACACAUAACUUGCAACACCAACAAUGGACAGCUAGUGUUGCCAUGUAACAAAAUAAUUCAGUGAAAGAAUUAUAAAAGUUGUGUUAUUAUUGCCCUCUGUAUCCGUACACGCAUUCCUGUUUAAAUAUUGAAUUCACGAUUAUGUGCCACUUUUCACCUUAGUGUUUCAAUUUAUGACAUUUUUGUAAGUAAAUUUUAGUUAAGGUAACGAUUGGCGAAAUGAAAACGAGCCUUAAGCCGCCGGGUAGCAUGGAAUUGAUUUUAAAAUAAUUUUCUCUAUUUUCUUUAGGGUGUUCACAAAUUAUUUUCUGUUAUGUAUGUUGAGGCGCAAGCGUUAAAUCUCUAGUUUAAUGGUAUGAAACCUCAAUAAAUGGUCUUUAAACGAAUUCAGGUCAGUAAUGUGACGAAUGAUCCCCGUACGAAUGUUGUUGAAAAUUGUGUUUGAAUCGAAAUCACAAUUUAUUAAAAUAUCAAGUUGGUAGAAUCUUGAUUGAAUUACCAAUGGCUUAAAUUAUGAAUACGUGAACACAUCGAUUGUGCAUGUGUAUAGAUUAAUCAAAGGCGAUACCAAAUGUAAAGGGUUACGCAAAACGUACCGCAUUUACGCUCGUUUGGGCUCACCCUAAACGUUGAAUGAUUAUUUUAUUUUACUCACAAUUUACAUUUAUUUCUCGUGAGGUCCUAAAUGUUAAAUAAAGCACUAAAUGAAAAUAAUAAUGUAUGCAAGCACUGAAUAGAUUAAUGAGAUAAUUGGUUUUAAUUUCAUGUAAUUUAUUUUUAAUGUAGGCAUUUUAUUUAGUUAAUAAUUUAUAUUAAACGCAGAAUACGGAGCCACAAAUUAUUACUUUGUGUUAUUGAUUUCUAUUGCACUCUUUUACAAUAAUAUCGAUACAUUUUAACGCGAUUACGGAACUCACAUUUCAAUUUACCAUUACCCAUGAGCAAGCAAGGCAUUUACCACAGCAUCUACUGUGCAUUUACUGUAAACGCCAAUCUAUACCGCUUUUUAUACUAAUUUAUUUUGUAUUUUAUUAAAAUAAUUGUGGUUUUAGGUUUUACAAAUUCCUAUAUGCUUUACAUCAAUUUUAUAUUUUUACAUAAAACACAUUGGAUAUAGGAUCAUUUUAUACAUAUACGCUGUUUGUAAUACAAUAUGACAUGUUAGUCAGAAAGUCCACCGAAGGAAGAGAUUGGUUUGAAGAGACCAAAUACAAUGGAAAAAUAGACGUUUCAGUAGUGCCUAAAAUAACAAUGUUACCUACAUAGAUAAGUUUAAAACAAAAAUAGUGUAAUCAAUAAACAUUUUCAAUAUGA